AUGAGUGUACAAGAUGAACCUAUCUCGCCUUUCGGAGCAUCAUCAACAUUACCACUCAUGGGUGUGGAACGUGGAAGUAGCUGUAGCGGUGGAGGCGGUGGUGGAAGUGGCGUUGGGGAUGAAGCAUUCAACGGCAUGGGGACGCCGGAACUCCUCGACGAGCCGCCUCGCAAGCGGACAAAACUCAUCGGCACCGAUGACGUGUCCGCGCUCAGGAAGCGCGUUCUCGAAUACAAACAGUUGAGACUGAAGAACCUACGAGACAGGUUCACGGAGCAACUGAGCGAGCUGUACUUCCUUCAGGCGGGUGGGAACAUGAUGGACUACAUGGCGUGGCGGAAGAGGCCGCCUGCGCCGCAGCUGGUGGCAUUCCUCGAGGCGCGACGCCCGCCGCCCGCCGCGCCGCCGCCGCCGCCGCCGGAGCCGCCGCCCGCCCCUGCGCCCGCUCUCGCGCCCGCCUCCACGCCCGCUCCCGUUGCGGCGCCCGCCCCCGCGCGCACGCCGCCGCCGUCUCCGGUCGUCGUUGCCGCCGCGUCCUGCGCCCCGAAGACACCACCUGCCGCAGGGGCGGGAACGGUAGUAACUGUUCCCGCUCCCACUCCUGCUGAUGAAAUGGUCGAAAAAGCCAAACAGGAAGCAUAUGUGGCCGCCCGCGUAGCCGAGCUGGCGCGAGCGGGGCUAUGGACAGAGAGGCGGCUGCCGCGGGUGCUGGAGCCCCCUCGACCGAAAACACACUGGGAUUAUCUUCUUGAAGAAAUGGCAUGGCUUGCUCAAGAUUUUGCAUAUGAACGAAAAUGGAAAAAACAAGCGGCAAAAAAGUGCGCUCGUGCAGUUCAAAAAUAUUUCCAAGACAAAGCUGCCGCCGCUCAGAAAGCAGAAAAAGCUCAAGAGUUACAAUUGAAAAAAAUUGCUGCAUUUGCAGCAAAAGAAAUAAGAAUGUUUUGGACCAAUGUAGAAAAGCUAGUUGAAUGGAAAAGAGUGCAGCGAGUGGAGCGAGCACGCAAGGAAGCUCUCGACGAACAACUGAGCUAUAUCGUGGACCGCACCGAGCGCUACUCGCGCCAGCUCGCUGCCAACCUGGGCGCGCCCGUCCAGUCCGCCCAGCCCGCCGCCGCGCCCGACACGCCGCCCUCCGACGACGAGUUUCAGCCGCGCGGCGACUCCGACGACGACGAGGAGACCAUCGCGGCCGCCGAGCAGGAGGCCGCGCAAGACGCCGCCGACCACCGCGACGAGAUAGAGGCGCUGCACCGCGAGUCGCACCUCGACCUGGGCGACCUGCUGCCGCCCGGCUACCUGCCCGCGCACUCGCCCCCGCCCUCCGACUACGGGCCUGAAGAUGACUCCGCUGACGACGAGGAUACUAUCGCGGAACAGGAACAAAACGAACGCCCCGAAGAUGCUGCCGCCGAACUGGCUGCGCUCAAGGACGAAGCGGAUUUAGACAUCGACGAGCUCGUCAGUCGGUAUGCGGGAGCUGCACCGCCGGCCGCUGAUGACAGUGACGCCUCGUCAGCUACUGAAAUAGAUUCUGACGAUGACGAGGUUGAAAAUGAGAAAGACGACGACGCAGACUCCGACAGUGGGUCGUCAUCUGCCUCUGAGCAGCUCGAGGCACUGAUGGACACGGGUGAAACAGCCGAGGCGAUGCUGGCGCAAGGCGCGGCGGAGGGGGUCGAGGCGGAGGGAGCGGGCGAGCAGCGCGUGGAGGCGGCCGCGUCGCUGGCGGCGUCGCUGCAGCCCACGGGUACGACGCUGUCGGAGACGGCGGUGGGCACGCCGGUGCCGCGCCUGCUGCGCCACGCUCUGCGCGAGUACCAGCACGUGGGGUUGCACUGGCUGGCCACCAUGCACGUGCGCCGCCUCAACGGCAUCCUCGCCGACGAGAUGGGCCUCGGCAAAACCAUCCAGACCAUCGCGCUGCUGGCGCAUCUGGCGCUGGAACGCCGCGACUGGGGGCCGCACCUCGUCGUUGCGCCCACCUCCGUCGUGCUCAACUGGGAGAUGGAGUUCAAGAAGUGGUGUCCCGCCUUCAAGAUCCUCACCUACUAUGGGACAAUAAAGGAGCGCAAAUUAAAACGAGUUGGAUGGACGAAAGCGAACUCUUUUCACGUGUGCAUAACAUCUUAUAAACUUGUAGUGCAAGAUCAUCAAAGUUUCCGAAGAAAAAAGUGGAAAUAUCUCAUCCUCGAUGAGGCUCAGAACAUUAAGAACUUUAAAUCACAAAGGUGGCAGAUGUUACUGAAUUUUCAGACAGAAAGGCGGCUGCUGCUGACGGGCACGCCGCUGCAGAACAGUCUGCUGGAGCUGUGGUCGCUGAUGCACUUUCUGAUGCCGGACGUGUUCGCGUCGCACGCCGAGUUCCGCGAGUGGUUUGCGCCCGUGGCCGGCAUCGCGGAGGGCUCGCACCGCUACAGCGACGCGCUGGUGCGGCGCCUGCAUGAGGUGCUGCGCCCCUUCCUGCUGCGCCGCCUCAAGGCCGACGUGGAGCGCCAGAUGCCGCGCAAGUACGAGCACGUGCUGAUGUGCCGCCUCUCCAAGCGGCAGCGCUUCCUGUACGACGACUUUAUGUCGCGCGCCAAAACAAAAGAAAGCCUCGCGUCGGGCAACCUGCUCAGCGUCAUCAACGUGCUGAUGCAGCUCCGUAAAGUGUGCAACCACCCCGACCUGUUCGAGCCGCGGCCGGUGUGCUCACCGCUGCAGCUGCCCGCGCUGCCCUACCGCGUGCCUGCGCUCGCGCUCGUGCCCGAGCUCGCGCGCCGCCGCUCCCUCGCCGCGCGCCUGGGCGGCGACCUCGCCUCGCUUGAGGUGCUGGGCGCCGGCGCCUUCGCCGCGCACCGCGCGCGCCACCUCGCGCCGCCGCGCCGCCUCGUGGAGGAGCUGCCCGACGCUCCGCCGCGCCCCGCGCCGCGCCCUCCGCCCGCGCGCUUGCGCCUGCACCUGCGCCUCGUGCCGCGCACGCCGCCCACGCUGCGCGUGCCGCCCGCCGCACCGCCCGCGCCGCUUGCUGUGCCGCGUGCUACCACCGCCGCAGCCGUCCACGCCGCCACCGCUACCGCCGCCCCGGCCCCCGCCCGCACAGGGGCGCGCGCUCGACUGGACGCGCAACGGCGUGGCUGCCUGCGGCGACUGGCGGCGGUGAACGAGCGGCGCUGCUGGCGCCUGCCGCUUUACGGCGCAGACCUGCGCGCGGCGGUGAGCGCGGGCCCGUCCGUGCUGCCCUCGCGGGACAUAUCCACCGUCCUCGAGGAAAUGCACGACAUUAUCGAUAGGUUCGUAAUCUGCUGGGCGCCGUGCCGCGCGGCGGGCCCACAGUUGGCGGCGGGCGCGGGCGACGGCGCGCGCGCGUGGCGGCGGCGCGCGGUCGAGCUGGCCGUGGCGCUGCGGCCGACCGCGCGCUCCGCGCUCGCGCUAUUGCACGCGCCCGCUGCGCGCGCCGCCGUCGCCUUCCCGCACCCGCGCCUGCUGCAGUACGACUGCGGCAAGCUGCAGACGCUGGACGGCUUGCUGCGGCGACUGCGCGCCGGCGGGCACCGCGUGCUUAUCUUCACGCAAAUGACACGCGUGCUGGAUGUGCUGGAGGCAUUCCUCAGCAUGCACGGGCACACGUACCUCCGGCUGGACGGUGCCACGCGCGUGGAGCAACGCCAACCGCUUGUGGACCGCUUCAACGCCGACGCGCGCGUGUUCGCCUUCAUCCUGUCCACGCGCAGCGGCGGCGUGGGGCUCAACCUCACGGGCGCCGACUGCGUCGUGUUCUAUGACUCGGACUGGAACCCCACCAUGGACGCGCAGGCGCAGGACCGCUGUCACCGCAUCGGUCAGACGCGCGACGUGCACGUGUUCCGCCUCGUCACCGCCGCCACCGUGGAGGAGAAUAUCCUACGUAAGGCCGAGCAGAAGCGCGCGCUCGGACACCUCGCCAUCGAGGACGGACACUUCACCACCUCCUACCUUCGCGCCGCCAAUAUCAAAGAAUUGUUCAACGGCGAGGGGGAGGAGGGUGGUGGUGCGGCCGUGGAGGCGGCGGAGGGCGGAGAGCUGGAGUCGGCGCUGGCGGCGGCGGAGGACGAGGCGGACGCGGCGGCGGCGCAGGCGGCGCGCGCCGAGGCGCAGGGCGACCUGGCAGAGUUUGACGAGACGCUGCCGCUGGACGACGAGCGCGCCGCGUCGCCGCCCGCCCCGCACGCGCCGCGCGUCGCCCGCGACGACGCAGACGCCGGAGAGUUCGCCGCGCUCAUGAAACAGUUGACGCCAGUGGAAAAGUAUGCAAUGCGGCUAGUGGAGACCAGCGAGGCGGCCACCGAGGCGGAGCGCGCGGCGCUCGGCGAGAUGCGCCGACAGCUGCGCGAGUGGGAGCAGGCGCGCCGCGCGCUGCGGGACGAGCCCGCGCCCGCGCCCGACUCCGACCCCGACCUCGACCUCACCUACAGCCGCGAAGACGCGCGCGUCAAGGUGCGUGCCCGGCGGCGUCGCGCGCGCGCGCCACCCGCCCUCGCCCCCGCGCGGCCGCCGCCCUCGCCGCCGCCUUCGCCGCCCGCCCCCGCCGCCGUGGCUGGGGCGGGCGGCGCGCCGCGCACGCGCUCGCGCGGCACCGUGCACAUCAACCUGUGGACGCUGGACGAGGCGGGCGCGGAGGGCGGCGGCGGCGGCGGACGGCGGCGCGCGCUGCGCAACGGCACCCUAGACUCGUGGCUGGCCGGCGCGCCCGACAAACAGAACAAUAAA
Messenger RNA from Brenthis ino (lesser marbled fritillary), 4728 nucleotides. The record is from the annotation of a GenBank genome assembly. Lineage: Eukaryota; Metazoa; Arthropoda; Insecta; Lepidoptera; Nymphalidae.